Penicillium vulpinum is the source of this 2196-nucleotide messenger RNA. RefSeq names its product Zn(II)2Cys6 transcription factor. Lineage: Eukaryota; Fungi; Ascomycota; Eurotiomycetes; Eurotiales; Aspergillaceae. Gene Ontology annotation, biological process: DNA-templated transcription; regulation of DNA-templated transcription. The transcript is spliced from 3 exons. Gene Ontology annotation, molecular function: zinc ion binding; DNA-binding transcription factor activity, RNA polymerase II-specific; DNA binding. The record is from RefSeq and is a predicted model, not a curated record. Bases 1 to 2196 code for a protein of 731 amino acids.
AUGGCCGAUCCCGCCGGCCAAGCCGGGACCACCCACUCGCGGUCCUCCGCACCACGGGUCCGCCUCACCUGCGAAGCAUGUCGCCAGCGCAAAGUGAAAUGCGACAAGUCAAGUCCUUGUGCAAGUUGCCAGAGACUUGGCCUCGUGUGUGUUUCUGUGGAACGCGCGCGUCUUCCGCGCGGUCGCACGCGAAGACCCGAGCGGAUCGUAGGCUCGGACAAAGAACUAUCUGAGCGGGUAGCGAGACUGGAAAAUCUUCUGAAAAUAGUUGCCAAUGAGCGAGGUGGUGAAUCACAGCUUGUUCCGACAGUCCGCACGCCCGCAUCUUCAUAUACAAAGCAGAAUUCAGUGGCCGAGGCCAGCAACGCCGGCCCUGAGAUUCUGCAGGAUCAGAAUGACCGCUUGCCUAGUGCAAAUCAGCCACAUCUUCCUCGCCCUUCAACUGCGUAUAUGGGUGGUUCAUUCUGGGAGGAUAUUAUGCAGCAGACACAAGAAUUGCGCUCUGUCCUGGAAGGUCGUCUAGAAAAUGGAGACCAUAGUGUUAGAAAUUCGCUAUCUGGUUUCGGUACAUCACUUGUGAGCUCAGAAAGCCCAGACAGCUCGUCAAACUCACCACAAGCCAACAGACCUAUAAAUCUUCCACCCCAGAUUCGGCAUAGGUUAUGUGACUUCUUCUUCUGCAACGUCGACCCUCUCUUCAAAAUUUUACAUCGACCGUCGCUACAAGCAUUUAUUAAGGAUGGCAAGCCUUAUCUUGACUACGAGCAGGAUGCCCAGGCGCCAGCGACCCUUGCCUCGGCUAUUUAUCUUUGUGCUGUGUGUAGUCUUGACGAAGCCGAAUGUCAGGCAAUGUUCAACACGAGCAAAAAGGCCAUAAUCGCGGAAUUCCAGAAAGAAGCCGAGCUCGCGCUCUCAAGGGCGGACUUUGUCACGACGAAUGAUCUCACUGUUCUGCAAGCUUAUAUUAUCUCUCUGCUCGCCGCGCGAUCUCAGGACCAAAGCCGAAGGGUCUGGACGAUGUUGAGCAUGGCACUCCGAGUAGGCCAGGCUUUGUCUCUCCACGUCCCCCAGCCGCCAUUCACCGUGCGCCCUUUUGAGCACGAGAUGCGCAAACGAGCAUGGCUAGGAAUCGGCCUUCUUGAUGUAGCAGCCUCUCUAGACAGGGCAUCUGAGCCGAUGAUGCAGUCCGCAUGGCUCGAUUACAACCAGCCCUCAAAUAUCAACGACGAGGACUUAUGGUUUGACAUGCCAGGGCCAAUCCCCCAACACACAGAAGGCACAUUUACCGACAUGACGCACACCUUGAUUAUCGCAGCGUCAACGUUCGCGACUCGAACGCUUGCCUUUGCGGACCUCACCGAGCCAGCCGUGACCAUCAUGAGUUUACGGCAGCAAGUCGUCCACGAUUUCCAACAGAAGGCCUCGGAUCUUCUGAGAGGCUGCAGGCCCGAUCUUUCAGAAUUCCAGUGGUAUUCGCAAAAGAUAUCGGGUGUUAUGGGCAGCUGGCUCCAGCUAGCCAGUCUUCGGCCGUUGCAACGAAGCGGAAAGUUCAUACCGCCAAAAAUUCAAGAGAACGCCCUCCUCAAAAUCGCAGCCGAUAACCUGCAGUGGUCGCAGGAGGCAUACAACUACCCAGGCGCCAGGUAUUGGCGGUGGUAUGGCUCGAUGUGGGUUCCGUGGCACGCAUUGGCUGUGGCUCUUGCCGAACUCUGCGUCUGCAAAGAUCCAGCGGUGAUGUCAAACUACUGGACUGUCGUUGACGACGUGUACCAGCGCUCGCGGCUCAUAAUCGCAGAUUCCCAGCAGGGAAUGCUCUGGAGGCCCUUGGAGAGGCUCAUGUCACAGGUGAAAACACGGAGAAAUGAGCUCCUUGGUAUUGAUAUUUCUCACCAAGCAGGGUCUCAAUACCCUUUCGAUGGCAUUUCUUCUGGGCUUUGCUCGAAACAACCUGCACAUCAACAGGGCCUUACGAACUUUUCGCUUGAUCUGAGAGAGGCCGUCAAUGAACCGCGAAAUUCGCACAUUGCAGAAGUGCCGACUUCCUUUGCGCCGGUUCCCUGGCCCAAUGUGUGGGAUGCGAUGGAUCUUAGUGAUCCGACCUUGCAAAAUAGCUCUGACGACACGGCUUGGUUAAGCUAUGAGAACUUUAUCGAAAAUGUUUAUGAUAGCGUUGAUUCUAUUUUCUUGCCACGGUGA